AUGAGGCAGUGCUCCAAAAGUCCAGCUAGGCAGUGCCCUACAAUCCCAGCUAACAGAGAUCCACAUGCUCAGCUAGGCAGUGCUACGCAGUCCCAUCUACGCAGUGCUCCUGAUUCCCAGUUAGGCAGUACUUCACAGAUGCAACUAGUCAGUGCUCCACGCACUCAAUCAGUCAAUGCUACAACGUCCCAGCGAGGCAGUGCUCCAGAUUCCUCUGGAGACAGAGCUCCAGGUUUCCUGCUAGGCAAUGCACCAAAAGCCCAGCUAAACAGUGCCCUACAGUCCCAGUUAAGCAGAGCUCAAGAUGCUUUUUUCUCACAUGCAAGGGAUUCUGAUCUAACAAAGCCAGAUGUUAACUCACCAGUAUCUGUGCCAAAAGUAAAUCUUACGGAUAUAAAUAUCGGAGAAGAAAUUGGAAGGGGUGCAUUUGGUGUAGUGUUUAAAGGUGAAUGGUUAGGAACAUCUGUUGCUGUGAAGGAGAUGAACAUUUCAAAGCCAUUGAUUGAAAGGGGGCUUGAAUUACAUAGUAGAGUACGGCAUCCAAAUAUUGUUUUAUUAAUGGCAUAUGCCACAAAGAUGGAAAAAUUGUACUUGGUAUCAGAACUCAUUGUUGGUGAUACACUAGAUAUCAUGCUGUUUGGUGAGGAAUGUGGAAGUUUAAGUAUGCCUGCCAAAUUAGAUUGCAAAAAAGUAUCAUAGGCAGUGUCUUAUCUCCAUUCCCAAAGUCCAGUUAUCAUACACAGGGACAUAAAACCUGACAAUGUCAUGGUGUCGUAUGAUUUUCAUGUUGUUAAACUUUGUGAUAUGGGCCUAAGCAAGUUAAAAACUAUGUAUACGAUAGUGACAACUAUGGCAGGGGGUUCAGCACAGCCAGGAACCCCAAUAUAUCCGGAGAUUUUGUUACAAAAGAAAAGUGGAACUCCCAAGACUGAUGUGUGGUCUCUUUGUUGCACCUUGGUAGAAGUAUUUUGUGAAACACCUAUUUGUAAUUAUACUCUAAACCUAGAAGCAGACCCUGUAAAGUACAUUACUGAGAGAAUGAGACUUCAACCCAAGCCAGAUGGUUUACAAGGACUUGCUAGUGAGGUGAAUACAGCUGUUUGCAGUAUGUUAUAUGAAGGUCUUGGAUACCGAGCUUGUGAAAGACCUGAGGUAUUACAGUUUUUAGGGUGUUUUAACAGUAGCAAUGAGAGUGACACAUUUUCAAUUAUGUGGUAUCAGUAA
This is a messenger RNA of Mya arenaria, 1224 nucleotides long. RefSeq lists its product as uncharacterized. The record is from RefSeq and is a predicted model, not a curated record. Gene Ontology annotation, biological process: protein phosphorylation. Gene Ontology annotation, molecular function: protein kinase activity; ATP binding. NCBI's taxonomy places the organism in Eukaryota, Metazoa, Mollusca, Bivalvia, Myida, Myidae.